Messenger RNA from Peromyscus californicus insignis, 1191 nucleotides. RefSeq names its product putative sperm motility kinase W. Gene Ontology annotation, molecular function: ATP binding; protein serine/threonine kinase activity. The transcript has a single exon. Gene Ontology annotation, biological process: intracellular signal transduction; protein phosphorylation. NCBI's taxonomy places the organism in Eukaryota, Metazoa, Chordata, Mammalia, Rodentia, Cricetidae. Gene Ontology annotation, cellular component: cytoplasm. The record is from RefSeq and is a predicted model, not a curated record. Bases 1 to 1191 code for a protein of 396 amino acids.
AUGGCAAGUCCCUUGGAAGAAAACAUCCUUGAAAAGGAUUUCAGGAUCUUAACAUCUCUAGGCUCUGGUGGAUUUGGGGAGGUGAAACUUGCCUGCCACCUUCCUACACAUACACAGGUGGCUGUCAAGGUCCUGGAGAAGAAAAAGAUUUCUCUAGCUCACAUCAACACUGAAGUAGAGAUACUUCAAUCUGUGGAACACAGAAACAUAGUUCAUUUCUUUCAUGUUAUUGACACAAGUACAAUAACUUAUUUGAUCAUGGAAUAUGUUUCAGGAAAGGACCUGGAUGUGUUCCUCCAGGAGAGAGACUUUCUAGAGGAGGAUGAGGCUAGACCAAUAUUCCAACAGGUUGUUUCAGGAGUUCAUUUUCUCCACCAAAAACGAAUCGCCCAUCGUGACAUUAAAUUGGAAAAUAUCCUUAUUGACAGAGCUGGCAAUGUCAAGCUCUGUGACUUUGGUAUGGCCAGACAGCUGGCAGAGGGGCAGAUGUUGGAGAAGGUCUGUGGUACCUUGCUCUAUUUGGCUCCAGAGAUUUUGGCAAGGAAACCCUAUGAUGGACUGGUGGGGGAUAUGUGGAGCUUGGGAGUCCUCCUGUAUGUACUGGUCACAGGAGAAUUUCCAUAUACAGGACCCACCCUGGAACAUAUGUACAAGGCCAUCACCACCACAAAGUAUCCCAUUUUCUGCUACAUGUCAAAACCCUUUCUAAUCAUCAUUGAACAAUUACUUAUGAUCCCCACCUGGGACAGGAUAACAAUAUGUCAGCUCCAGGAAAGACAAUGGCUGGGCAACAUUAAAGAACAUGCAGCACCUGCAACUAAGAAAAUACUUCCCAGGGUGGUGCGGACCAUGUGCACCAUGGGAUAUACCUGUGAAGACAUUGUAUCAUCCCUAAAACACAAGCAACCAAAUAAUUUAAUGGCUACCUUCAAUAUCCUCAAAUACAAACUGAGCUGUGGGGACAGCCAACAGCAAAGUCAAAAGCCCUGGUUAAAUGGCAGCCCUAUAGGUGCUGUUCGCCCCCUUCUCACCUUGAAGAGGAGAGCAAGUGAACCAGCCUUCCCACCAAGUACAGGAGAUGUGAAGAGACAUUUUCAUGAGGAGGCUGUGGAAGGAAGAGGCAGGAGAUGCCAAAGCUACAAAAUGCUCAACAGAUACUCACGCCUGAAAAAAAGCCCUGUGCAGAUGUAA